AUGUCUUUUGUACAAACGUUCGGACCAAGAGCGAGUCAACAGAUCUUGUCUUUACUACGAUUCUCUCGGCCGACUCAGCGACGCUGGCUCAGCAUUCAAGGCUACCAAGCACAGAAUAUUCUGCAACAGGCCGGAAUUCCAGUGGCAACUGGAGAGAUUGCGCGUUCUACUGGGGUUGCAGGGGAUUGUAGACGUUCCGCCGAGAGCCCUGGUGAGGCACGCACCAUCGCGUCUCGCAAGCUUAGCCACAGGCCAAAUGCCCGCCAAAACAAAGCAAGCGAGUUGCCAGUUGACAAGCCACAAACCACAGAAGGCACCACACUCAAAACCGAAUUCUAUCUCGCCAUCACAGUCGAUCGGGAACAUUACUGCCCAGUCAUUAUCGUCUCGCGUAAAGACGACGUAAGAAUCGGAGAGCUAGGCCGACACAAUGCCAGGAGGGUUCAUAUCGACUACAGCAAGGGCAUCACAGACGACACUGUAAGAAGUAUUAUCAAGACCCUGGCUCUCGAGCAAGGCCUGACCAAGAACCUGCAUUCUCUUCUGGAAGGACUAUACGACACCUUCAUCAGCAAAGAUGCCACCUUACUGGAGAUCAAUCACGUGGUAAAGACUGAUCAGAAUACCUUUGUCUGUUCAGACCCAAACUUCACCAUUGACGAUGCUUCAGCUCCGCGUCAGCCGGAUAUCUUCUCCAUAAAGGCAGAUGAACAGGAGCACCCUACAGAAACAGAAGCCAAAAAGCACGGCCUUGUUUACGUGCACUUGGAUGGCAACAUCGGUACGAUAGUAAACGGCGCAGGUCUUGCCAUGGCUACCAAUGACGUUAUCAGUUACUAUGGUGGUAAGAGCGCCAACUUUCUCGAUGCGGGUGGUCAGGCAACAACAGAAACCAUGGUCAAAGCCUUUCAGAUUGUUCUGGCGGAUCAUUGGGUGAAGGUUAUCUUUGUGAAUAUCUAUGGAGGUAUUAUUCGUUGUGAUAUGGUGGCGACUUCUAUCAUCCAGGCGGCUGAUCGGCUGGGCCUGUUACGCUGUCCCAUUGUUGUUCGAUUGCAGGGGACUAACUCCGAGGAGGGUCAGCGGAUGAUUUCAGAAUCGGGUUUGAAUCUCAUUGCCGAAUCAGAUUUUGGCAGGGCGGCCAAAGUGGCGGUGGAAACGGCAAAUAGUGUAUGA
Molecule: messenger RNA, 1173 nt
Organism: Aspergillus sclerotioniger CBS 115572
Lineage: Eukaryota; Fungi; Ascomycota; Eurotiomycetes; Eurotiales; Aspergillaceae
Exons: 6
Coding region: 1-1173 (390 amino acids)
Biological process (GO): tricarboxylic acid cycle; succinyl-CoA metabolic process
Cellular component (GO): succinate-CoA ligase complex; mitochondrion
Molecular function (GO): succinate-CoA ligase (ADP-forming) activity
Source: RefSeq, a predicted model, not a curated record